This is a messenger RNA of Hemibagrus wyckioides, 2746 nucleotides long. RefSeq names its product transmembrane protein 179. Lineage: Eukaryota; Metazoa; Chordata; Actinopteri; Siluriformes; Bagridae. The record is from RefSeq and is a predicted model, not a curated record. The transcript is spliced from 4 exons. Bases 82 to 783 code for a protein of 233 amino acids.
CCCUCUCGUCUCGCGCCAGCAGAGUGGAACUGCGCAUGCGCAGCAGCGGUGCUCAGCUGCUCUAGCGCGAGCCGGGUGAAAAUGGCAAAAAACAAUUUUAUAUUCACGCAGUGCGUCUUAUAUUUUUUGGCUUUCGUCUUUGGGUUUAUCGCGGUAGUGCCUCUCUCUGAAAAUGCGGAGGACUUCGGAGGGAAAUGCUUGCUCUUCACGCGGGGUAUGUGGCAGAACGAGAACAUCACGGUGUCCAAGCAGCGCUUCAUCGUGGAGGAAUGGGGACCGCAGUCCUCCUGCAGCUUCAUCACCUUCGUCGGCGUAGCCUCUCUCGUGCUGUCCGCUGUUCAGGCCUGGAGACUGCUCUUCCUCAUCUGCAAAGGCCAUGAUGACUCCAUAUUUAAUGCCUUCUUGAACCUGCUGAUCAGCUUGUUUGUGGUGUGUGCUGUGUUCCUGUCGAGCACCAUUGUGACUGUGGGCUUCAACCUGUGGUGUGAUGCUAUUACAGAGGGGGGCAGCAUGCCCGGCAGCUGUGAGGAUUUACAGGACACUGAUUUGGAGCUGGGGUUAGACAACUCUGCAUUCUAUGACCAGUUUGCCAUUGCACAAUUUGGACUGUGGGCUGCUUGGUUGACCUGGUUGGGUAUCACAUUCAUGGCCUUCCUGAAGGUCUACUAUAACUACCGUCAGGAAGACCUGCUGGACAGCCUGAUCCACGAGAAGGAGUUCCUGCUGGGCCGUUCCUCACGCCGCUGCUCAGACAUACUGGAUAAGAAAAGUCCCAUGAUCUGAUUCUCUUGGGAAGCACAGUAUAUGGUCUGAAUGUGAUGAUUUGAGAUGAGACACAAAGGUGACAGGCUCUGAAAUGAUUAGUAUUUCAAGGUUCUUUUUGCCACAGACUUAUUGGACCCAUACUGUUAUUGCACCUGACUCCUGACAGCCUGUCUGUCAUCUGUGGGAGGCCAGUAAAACUGAAUCAGACAUCGACAUGUACAUGUGUAAAAGGCUGUCUGCAAGCUUACCCCAAAGACUUCAUUAUUAAUCUAAAUGAAUUCAUUUAUUAUUCAUUGCUAAAUAAUAAAUAUUAAAUUUUAUCCCUUUGUUGCUUAGCUCUUCCCAGGGUAGACAUUGACCAAAUGAAAUUAAUUUUAUUCCUAAGAUUGAAAAGGUCUGCAACACUUUUGUGGCAAAGAGAACCUUGGCUCAUUUUUGGUCCGCGAACAUAGAGAUUACUGCAGUCUUUACAGUCAUACAGGGGCUAAAAUGUGACUGACUAAUAACCUAUAGUGCUAUUAAAUUAUUGUGAAACCUGUUUACGCUACAAUUAGUCUAAAUAUUGCACAUAUUCAACAAACUCUUUCAAUUAUCAUUAUAUCUAAUUGUACUUUUACUUUACUAACCACAGCCUCAGAUUUCGGUUACAGAUUAUUAUACUGUAUCUGUUAUAAGGCUUGAUUUCUGUAAUAUGAGUCUCAAAAUGAAUUCAAUUUUCAGUUAGUGAUUUCUGGCUAUUAGUUUACAGUAGGUAUUUAUUUUCUCAGGUUCUGUUCUUAUCAUUUCACUAUUAUCAAUAUGUGUAUGCAUAUACAGCGAGUGUGAUGUAUGUGAAGAUGCGUACAACCAUAUAGGCAGUUCAAUAUAAAAAUGUGUUCUGCAUUACUUACAGCUUCUAACAAAAGACCAUAGUGGACUUAUUAAUCAUUUCAAAUGAAACAAAAUGGGUACUGAAGCAAAAAAGGGCAUACAGUUGCACAGUGUGUAGUCUUUCAGCAUUAAUUUUUUCUUGCACCGUAUAAGUAUUUGCCACCUGCUGCAUGCUGCAAUAAAUGUGUAUGUGCAUUUUCAAUAUAAUCAGUUUAAAAAUAGCCAAAUAAUUAUUUUGUUGCCUCAAUGGCAUAUUUAUAUUGUGUGUUUAUUCAUUUUGAAAAUGCAUGAAUAAUGAUUUGAGCUUAUCUUUAUAACAUAUUAAACCUUUGUUCUCCAUCUCCCAUAUAAAACCCAUACCAUAUUUAACUGUGUUCUUUUAUUCUUUCUGUGUAUUCAGUUUUGGUUGAAUUAAUCUCCUCAUUAUAGGUAUUCCUAACAUCUCUUCCUUUUCAGCUGUUUGUAUUCGGUAUUGCUUAUUGCCAGACAUCAGGAAAAUAUGACCUCAGUGCUGAUUUUAUCGGUUGUUUAUGUAGCCAGAUGGCGAAAUGCAUCAUUUAAAAUAAUAAAAUGGGAUAGGAAUUAUGAGUACAUCUACUUCAUAUAGAUUUUCGUUUCGUGUUCUUGAUAACUAAUGGAACUGAUUAUUAAUCUCUAAUAUACAAAAGACCAAAAGAAAGUGUUUAGGUUAUGUUGACAGUGUUAACCUGUCAAAAGCCACCAGAGCAGCUAUAAUUUGCAUUGGUAUAAAGUCUCCAGAACUAUACUAGAGGUUUGAAAAUCAUUUGUCCAUUUUGACGAUGGUGUUUGUGACAGCUAUGGCUAAAAUUUGUUGCAGGUGUUCAUGUAACAUAUUAUAUAGGCACCACCGCUCACAGCCAGGUAGUAAAGUGUAUAGGAGUCUAUAAAUGGACAAGAAAUUUGUCCGUUCAUCCAAAGUAAGAUACAAAUAGAUAAGCAGGCAAUUACAAAUUUUGAAUAAUAAAAAAACAUGUUUAUAAAGACAGUAUAUGGUUACUUUAAACAUAAGAUGAAUGACAAUGAUACAUAUACGGUGUUCAAAUGUUGUACAACAGUUUAUUUAAAACAAUAAAUGCAAUUUUAACAUUAA